Molecule: messenger RNA, 243 nt
Organism: Diabrotica balteata
Lineage: Eukaryota; Metazoa; Arthropoda; Insecta; Coleoptera; Chrysomelidae
Source: the annotation of a GenBank genome assembly
AUGUGCAAGGAACUCAUAAUUUUGAUGAGAAGACAAGUAAGAAGAAAGAUUGUUAGCGAAUUAAAGCAAGAAAAGUACUAUUCUAUAAUAGUUGAUUCGACAUCAGACGUGUCUCAUGUUGAUCAGGUAGCGUUUUUAGUUUGCUAUGUGUCUUGUUAUCACAAAUCUGCUGCUUUAGAUUUGACAGUGAUUUCAACUUUAGAGGAAUGUACCAUGUAUUUAGGUGAAUGUUGCGGCCAGUAG